Messenger RNA from Sesamum indicum (sesame), 2221 nucleotides. RefSeq names its product acid beta-fructofuranosidase 2, vacuolar-like. Gene Ontology annotation, biological process: carbohydrate metabolic process. Gene Ontology annotation, molecular function: beta-fructofuranosidase activity. The record is from RefSeq and is a predicted model, not a curated record. NCBI's taxonomy places the organism in Eukaryota, Viridiplantae, Streptophyta, Magnoliopsida, Lamiales, Pedaliaceae.
ACUCUAUAAAAUGGCCAUCGUUUGCAGAAUUGCUCUUCACUAUCCAAACGAACCAUGCAAAAAAUGGCUUUUCCAGGUCGCCAUGCAUUGCACGAGCCAUCCCACAGUCACAUCCCAUCUUCCUACGCUCCAUUGCUCGACCCCGCCACCACCUCCGCCUUUGAAGCUCCCGAUAGGCAAUGCCGGCGCCGCCGCUCCUCCGUCGUGGCCCUCCCCCUGAUGGCAGUCCUUUUGGUCGUCGCCCUGUUCUCGGUGGUGGCUUUGGUCACAAAUGGCAACAAACCUAAUCCAAUGGUCUCCACACCGCCGGAGUCACAGCAGCCGGAGAACAUGAUACCGUCCCGACGUGGCGAGACGGAGGGAGUGUCGUUGAAAUCGUUCCGUCCGCUGCUCGGAGCUCCUAAGUACUCAUGGACCAAGAAAUUGUUGGCUUGGCAGAAAACUGGAUUCCAUUUCCAGCCCAAAAAGAAUUGGAUGAACGAUCCUAAUGGUCCAGUAUUUUACAAGGGAUGGUACCACUUUUUCUACCAAUACAAUCCAUAUGGUGCAGUAUGGGGCAACAUUGCUUGGGGACAUGCAGUUUCAAGAGACCUCAUCCACUGGCGCCACCUCCCCAUGGCCAUGGUUCCCGAUGAUUGGUACGAUAUCAACGGUGUCUGGACUGGUUCCGCCACCAUCCUUGAGGAUGGUCGACUUGUCAUGCUCUACACAGGAUCCACCAAUGAGUCCGUGCAGGUUCAAAAUCUUGCAUACCCUGCCGACCCAUUGGAUCCUCUCCUUGUUGAUUGGGUCAAGUACCCUGGUAACCCGGUAUUGGUCCCACCACCAGGCAUCGGGUCUAAAGACUUUCGUGAUCCCACCACGGCUUGGUUGACUCCACAAGGCAAGUGGCGCUUCAUCAUUGGCUCCAAACUUAACAAGACUGGCAUUUCAUUGGUGUACGACACCAAGGACUUUAAAACUUACGAGCUUCUUAAUGGAUUGCUGCAUAGUGUCCCGGGCACGGGCAUGUGGGAGUGUGUCGAUAUCUUCCCCGUUUCCAAGAUUGUGGAAAAUGGGUUGGACACGGGAGAAAACGGGCCUGGAGUGAAACAUGUCGUCAAGACUAGUCUUGAUGAUGACAGAAAUGACUAUUAUGCUCUCGGAACUUAUGAUGGUGAGACAGGAAAAUGGAUCCCUGAUGAUCCAAUAAAUGAUGUUGGUAUCGGAUUGAGAUAUGAUUAUGGUAUUUUCUAUGCAUCAAAGACAUUCUAUGAUCAAGAAAAGAAGAGGAGAGUCUUGUGGGGAUGGAUCAAGGAGACCGACAGUGAAAAUGCUGAUAUACAAAAGGGUUGGGCAUCAGUUCAGGCUAUUCCAAGAACAAUAUUGUUCGACAAGAAAACCGGUACGAAUAUCCUGCAAUGGCCGGUAGAGGAGGUGGAGAGAUUGAGAAUGAGCAAGAAGGUUUUCGACAAAGUGGAGGCUAAACCUGGCUCAAUUGUGCCCCUUCAUGUCGGCUUUGCGACUUCUCAGCUUGAUAUUGUGGCUGAGUUUGAAGUAGAUAAAGUGGCAUUGGAGAGCAUAAAUGAUACAGAUCACACGACCUAUAGUUGCCCGACUAGCCAUGGUGCUGCUCAGAGAGGGGCGUUGGGACCUUUCGGUCUAUUGGUUCACACAGAUAACCACCAAACCGAGCAGACCCCAGUUUACUUCUACAUUUCCAAGGACACAGAAGGAAAUUUCAAGACAUUCUUCUGUGCUGAUCACUCAAGGUCAUCUGAAGCAAUUGAUGUCGACAAAGCGAUCUACGGUAGCACAGUGCCAGUACUAGAAGGCGAAAAACUAUCCAUGAGAAUACUAGUGGAUCACUCGAUCAUCGAGAGCUUUGCUCAGGGCGGGAGGACGUGCAUAACGUCGCGUAUAUAUCCGAUGAGAGCAGUCUAUGAAAAUGCAGGAAUUUUCUUGUUCAACAAUGCUACUGAUGCAACCAUCACUGCCUCGCUGCACAUAUGGCAAAUGAGUUCUGCCUAUGCACACUCGUAAUGUUAGAUGUUUGAUCAAUGAAGCCCUUUAUAUAGUUGGAAGAUGUGUUCUUACAUUCUUUGUCCGUGUUGUAAUCUUGAUACCGGACACUGAUUUGUUUUUAGUUUGGUUCCUAUUCAUGUAUUUUUAUCCUUGUUGUAUGUACUCUAUUGAUUGUCGAUAACGAGUUAUAUUCAAUUUUGUUUUGAUUUUUGUCUUC